UCCCACGUGGGAUUCUACAUUCUAUCCUAAAAAAAAAAAGGCCCCUUCUUCUUCUUCUUCCUCUUCAGGGAGGUUUGGGUGUGUUCUUCUUCUUCUCCUUCUACGGCUUUAUCCACUGCUGCUUCUACUCAAAAUCAACUCUUCUUUCUACCAAACUAUCCAAUUUACACGCAGGUUCAAUGUUAUAUGCAGCAUCCGUCCAAAGUGUUUGCUUAUUUUCCAAUUCGAGUACUGCCCAUUUCCAUCCUCGUUCCACAAAGCCUCUGGUCUCGACUAGACUCUCUAUACGAGCUUCAUUGCCAGAUAAUGACAAUGGCGUUAAAGUGGAGUAUACUCCUUGGCUUAUUGUUGGACUGGGUAACCCAGGAAACAAGUAUCAUGGGACUCGGCACAAUGUUGGUUUCGAAAUGAUUGAUAGCAUUGCUCAAGCGCAGGGCAUUUUGAUGAACACAAUACAAUCCAAAGCUCUGAUUGGAAUAGGCUCAAUUGGAGAAGUACCAAUUUUGUUGGCAAAGCCUCAGACUUACAUGAAUUUCUGCGGAGAAUCGGUUGGGCCUCUUGCUGCACAUUAUCAAAUACCUUUACGACACAUCUUGUUGACUUAUGAUGAAAUGAGCUUGCCAAAUGGCGUUCUUAGGCUCCAGCCAAAAGGAGGACAUGGCCAUCAUAAUGGGGUGAAGAGUGUAAUGGGACAUCUGGAUGGUCGACGUGAGUUUCCUCGGCUAUGCAUCGGAAUUGGAAACCCACCUGGGACUAUGGACAUGAAAGCUUUUCUGCUGCAGAAGUUCAGUUCAGUUGAGCGAAAACAGAUUGAUGCAGCCCUUGAACAAGGGGUUGAGGCAGUGAGAACCCUUGCACUAAAUGGAUUUAGUCAAAGAGUCAACAGAUUCAAUUUGACCCAGAAAUACAAGUAUCAUAAGGUUUGAUCCUCAGAAAAAAAAAGUUGUAGUUUUGAUCAUAUUGGUGAGAAUGAAUUUUGAUAAAAAUGAAUAGUGUAGAAAGGAAAGGACUGGACAUAAAAUUAAUUGUAUUUGAUCAUGCUGCAAGGGUUGACCGACUGUUCAUAGAUCUGGAGAGAAAAACUAAGCAGAUCAAUUUACAAUAAGAUGAACUAAUAUCCAAUUGUCCAUGAAAUUAUAUUGUACAACAUAAAUGAUAUAAACAGAUUGAUUAUUACUAGUUAUACCCCUUUUAAUA
Messenger RNA from Benincasa hispida (wax gourd), 1197 nucleotides. RefSeq names its product Peptidyl-tRNA hydrolase family protein. Gene Ontology annotation, molecular function: peptidyl-tRNA hydrolase activity. The record is from RefSeq and is a predicted model, not a curated record. NCBI's taxonomy places the organism in Eukaryota, Viridiplantae, Streptophyta, Magnoliopsida, Cucurbitales, Cucurbitaceae.